CUUGAUACAAACGCACUCACUCUAGCUAAAAAAUAUACAAAUCCACAAAUAACUAUCAAAGUGACUAGAAUUAGCCCAGUCGAGUGGCCAGGUAAUCAUUGACACUGAUUCGUAAUGAAACAUCAGGAAGCGAGACUAAGAAUUCAAUGCUUUUAGACAAGCUCGUCACAAAGAUAUUGGAUAUUGAAAACUGUAGUAACGGUUCCGAAUAUGUCCGCUACAUUGUAGUCCAGUUUGUAACUUUGAUGCGAACUGAUCUUCUGCAUAAAUACUUUCACCUGUUAGUUGUAUCCCAUCUUCGGUCAUUAAAAUCCUAUCAAUGGAGGACGAAGAAGUUAUCAAUAGAGAUGUAAAUCUCACAGGCUGUGGAGCUAGUUGGGCGUGUGAUCCAAGAAGACGUCCUCAUCGCUAUAUCGUGUUAUUCUUCAUUUGUUUCCUUUGUUUUGGAAGCUAUUUUUGUUAUGAUAAUCCUUCAGCUCUUCAAGAUGUCUUCAUAAACUCUUUAGACAUGACAAAGGUUGAAUUUAUGAAUUUGUACGCAUUUUACUCAUGGCCAAAUGUAAUUCUAAGUUUUGUAGGUGGUUUUCUUAUCGAUAGAGUAUUUGGUAUCCCAUGGGGAAGCAUUAUUUUUUCAAUGUUUGUACUUGUGGGGCAAAUAAUAUUCGGUAUAGGAGCUUAUUUUAAAAGUAUUCCUGCAAUGUAUUUUUCCCGAUUAAUUUUUGGGAUCGGUGGUGAAUCACUCGCUGUUGCACAGAAUACUUAUUCAACUGAAUGGUUUCCACCGAAUGAGUUAAAUCUAGUAUUUGGACUUCAACUUAGUAUGUCACGUAUUGGAUCAACAGUGAACAUGGUAACAAUGCAACCACUGAAUCGAGCUAUUGGCAAAUACUUCAAUAUACAUCUUAAUAAACAAUUGGGUGCAUCUUUAUUGACUGCUUCUGUUACCUGCUUAUUUUCUACUCUCUGUGCUCUAAUUAUGUUGUUUUUUACAAAAAGAGCUAAACGUAUUCUAUCAGCUAGUGGAAAACCUCAUUCACUAAAUACUCAACUUAUUGAAUCUAAUCUACCUGAAAUAUCUAAUCAUGAAGAAGAAGAACAGUUACUCACAAAGAAAACAGAAAAUCAAACCAAAAAGAUCUCCCCUAUGGAUGUUAUUCAUUUUCCAGGAGCUAUUUGGCUUAUUUGUAUCAUUUGUGUAGCGUAUUACGUAACAGUCUUUCCAUUUGUUAGUUUAGGACUAGUAUUUUUCGAAAGAAAAUUUGGUUUAUCUGUUCAAGAUGCUAGUGUUGUUAACAGUAUUAUCUACAUUAUAUCCGCUGUGGCAAGUCCUUUAUUUGGAGCAGCAAUUGAUAUUAUCGGAUAUAAUUUAUAUUGGUUAUUCAGUGGAAUAUUAAUUACACUUGGUUGUCAUUUAUGCUUUGCUUUUACGAGUGGUCAGAUUCCCCCAUUAGCUAUUAUGAUUGUGAUGGGUUUGUCUUAUUCUAUUCUGGCUAGUAGUUUAUGGCCAAUAGUUGCUUAUGUAUUGCCAUUGCAUCAAAGAGCCACAGCUUAUGGUUUAAUUUCAUCAAUUCAAAAUUUAGGACUUGGAUUAAUUUCCAUAUUUGCUGGAUAUUUAGUUGAUACCAAAGGCUAUUUAUUCCUUGAAGUAUUUUUCAUCUUCUGUCUCAGUAUUGCUAUUACUGCUACAUUUGGUUUACUUAUAUGGGAUCAUCGUUUUGGCACAUGUUUAUUAAAUGAAUCUGGUGUAAGUAGACGGUCUAAAAAUCUCAUGACCAAAAUUGUUGAUGAUAGCACUGUAAGCCAUACAUCACUGGAACCAGUUAUUACUUGAUGAAUAGAUAUCUGUAUGUAGUGAUGAUAAUAAUAUGAUGUUGAACUUUAAAAUUUACUUCAUCUCUCAUAUUCUAUCAUAAAUGAUUUUCAACUAGACUUAUUACUUUAUUUUAUGUAUCUUGCACGAUUAGUUAAAUUUGAUUCAUAUGUUCUAUAUAAGUUCAUUCAAUCAACUAUUGAGGUGAAUAUUUUUUGUACAACAACAGCUGAAAUUCCUCAUGGAGGUAUAACAGUUUAAUUUCUAUCUUAUUUUAACGAUAAAUAUUCAAUUAUGUUCCGUGUUUUUCACUUCAUGUCUUUUGUAAAUCAUGAAUUCUAUGUACUUUUUAAAAUUUUAUUUGUGAUUUGAUUUCAUGAUAAGUAUUGGAUAUUCCUUUUGAUUAUAUAAAAUGUUUUGUAAUUACAGUUUACCCGCAUUAAACUGGGAGUAAUCUGAUUUUUUUUCAAUCAUGCUGUUCGUAUGCAUAGUUUACCCUACUUAUGAUUGUUUCAAUGUUAAAUGGUUGGGAUCAGUUGGCAAUUGAGCUAUACUUGUGAUUAGCGUUCCCCAAGUCUUCUAUACUAUCUUCUGUAUAAACCCUUUUCAUCUUUCAGGUAGUAUUAUCAUGCUGUUGAGACGAUAACUUGCGACUUUAUAGAGUAUUUGCUAUGAUCUUCAAUUCAGUAAAUCACUUCUGGCUCAGUCGAUUUUGCAGGUAUAGACGAUUAAGAAUAAGUA
This is a messenger RNA of Schistosoma rodhaini, 2551 nucleotides long. Lineage: Eukaryota; Metazoa; Platyhelminthes; Trematoda; Strigeidida; Schistosomatidae. The record is from the annotation of a GenBank genome assembly.